Messenger RNA from Blepharisma stoltei, 932 nucleotides. The record is from the annotation of a GenBank genome assembly. Lineage: Eukaryota; Ciliophora; Heterotrichea; Heterotrichida; Blepharismidae.
AUGUUGAAAACACCAGAUGAAGAGUGGUCAGUAUAAUUUUUCCCCCUCCCCUCCCUAUCCCCUCUCCCCCAGCAUUUUUAUAAAAAUUAAUAAAUAUCCUUUUAUUAUUUUAUAUUAAUCAAAUAGCUCAAUUAAGAAACUUAAUUCCAAUACCUAUAAUAAUGCUAAUUUAAGAUUUUAAAUUUUUUAUCAAAGAUAUUAAUUGUCAUUUUGAUAUAUUUCACUAAUUUAUGAUUUUAAAUUUAAUAUUAGGAGAAUAGGGUAUGUGGCAUAGGGGGAUCUUUUAUACAAGACCCAAAGAGCGAGUCAAAGACCUUGCUGUCCGACUCAAAUUUCUUCGUGACGAGCUUCGGCCCAUCUAUAAAGGAAAGCUUUUCAGAACAAAUGAAGUCCCAGAUUACAUCAAAGAAGAGGUCUGCCGUCUUUUUGAUGAGCAUGGCGGUAAAGGAAUUCUAAAGCGAGUUUGCAAUAUAUCAGACACUCAAAUAAAAUGCUGGUACAAGCAAUGAAAAGAAAAUCCUCGAUGUUACGAAACAGUUGAAAGCCAAAAAUUAAGGAAAAAAAAAUUGAAAGAAGCUCCUGUAAAUAUAAACGAGAUCGGACCAUUGGAAAAAUUCAAUUCUUGUAAAGUGACAUCACGAAAAACAAAUAGGAAAAAAUACAAAGGCACAGAGGAUAUCUGUGAAAUUAAAAAUAUGAUGACUGUGGAUAUACAAAAUAAAUGCGAAGAAAUUAAAUCAAGAAUGGAUUCAAGCGGAGAUAUAAGUGCUGGAAGAGGAUUAAACUAUGGACUGAAGAAAGAUAUUGUAAAGCUUGUUUUAAAAGCAGGACAUCCAAGACCUAUUGCAUUGCUACUAGGAUUGAGCGAAAGAGUGGUGGAAGGCUGGAAAGAUAAUUAUGAGACGGAGAUUAUAGAAAAUUAUCAAGAUUAG